GCACAAGCGGUGAAAAUGCUGAAGGUUUUAGUGGAUACGUUUUGGAGUGAGCAUGUGUGGUUACCGCCGAACGUAACGUGGGAAGACAUCAAGCCUGGGCCAGAUAAGGCAGUGAAUUACAACGACCACACUCACGUUUGGUAUCCUAUACCGUUAGCUUUGGUUUUCAUAGCUCUACGGGUUGCCGUUGAGAGGGCAGUGUUGGCACCCUUCGGCCGGUCGCUGGGCAUCAAGGAUGUCAGGUCGAGGAAAGCUUCGAACAACCCGAAGCUGGAGGCUGCCUACCGGAAAUCAGCCCAGCCAAGCCAGUUCCCGGAGCUGGCCAAACAGACUGAUCUCUCCGAGCGCCAAGUCGAGAGAUGGUUCCGUCGCCGCCGCAACCAGGACAAACCUUCCACCCUAGUGAAGUUCUGCGAGAACUCCUGGAAGGUCAUUUUCUACGUGUCCAGCUUCAGCUUUGGCGCCUACGUGCUGUGGGACAAGCCCUGGUUGUGGGACAUCGACCAGUGCUAUAUCGGAUACCCACACCAUGGCGUAACCAACGACGUGUGGUGGUACUACACGAUAUCUUCAGCGUUCUACUGGUCGCUGAUGAUCUCCCAGUUCUGGGACGUGCGCCGCAAGGACUUCUGGCAGAUGUUCGUCCACCACGUGGCCACCAUCGCGCUGUUGUCCUUCAGCUGGGUCUGCAACCUGCACAGGAUCGGGACCUUGGUGCUAUGGUGCCAUGACCUGCCGGAUAUCUUUGUUGAGUCGGUGAAGGCGGCGAAAUAUGCUAAGUACCAGAAGCUGUGCGACGCGCUGUUCCUCGUGCUCAUCGUGUCGUGGCUCGCCACGCGCGUCGGCAUCUUCCCCUUCUACAUCAUCCGCAGCACUUUGAUCCGCGCGCCGCAGCUGGUGCCGAUGUUCCCGGCAUACUACAUCUUCAACACGCUGCUGGUGCUACUCCAGGUGCUGCACGUGGUGUGGACGUGGCUCAUCCUGCUCAUGGCCUACAACACCAUCAAGGCCGGACAGAUGGAAGGCGACAUUCGUAGCUCGAACUCGGAGCUGAGCUCGUCGCCGCACGACUCGGGCCGCGCCUCACCCACCACCAACCACCUCAACCACAACCAUCACAAGAAUAAAUAGACUGAUUUAGAUUGAACUAUACAUUGGGAUAUACAACUAGCAGUCGUCUGCCGGACGGGUACUCCAUAUUCCUACCAUAUUGUUAUAUUUUUCGAUCCCUAUACUGUUUUUAUAAGGGAUUUACAUAGAUUAAUGCAGACUUCAACCGCAAUUUUUAGCUUUGUUACUUGUGUGUUAGGCCCAGAACAGACGGUGAAACGCAACUGCAACGAAACUGCAACUGCUAGUUACUUUUGAGUUGCAUCUAAGUUUCUGCCAUAG
This is a messenger RNA of Ostrinia furnacalis (Asian corn borer), 1392 nucleotides long. RefSeq names its product ceramide synthase 5-like. The record is from RefSeq and is a predicted model, not a curated record. Gene Ontology annotation, molecular function: DNA binding; sphingosine N-acyltransferase activity. Lineage: Eukaryota; Metazoa; Arthropoda; Insecta; Lepidoptera; Crambidae. Bases 16 to 1131 code for a protein of 371 amino acids. The transcript has 8 exons. Gene Ontology annotation, biological process: ceramide biosynthetic process. Gene Ontology annotation, cellular component: membrane.